Molecule: messenger RNA, 798 nt
Organism: Olea europaea var. sylvestris
Lineage: Eukaryota; Viridiplantae; Streptophyta; Magnoliopsida; Lamiales; Oleaceae
Exons: 5
Coding region: 1-798 (265 amino acids)
Source: RefSeq, a predicted model, not a curated record
AUGCCCAAGUCUAAAGAAUCGAUAAACCAGGACGUGGGUUCGCGUGUGGAAAGUUCAUCGGAGACGGAGAAGCCUCUGCCGCCGUCCAGCAACGUCGGACUGGUUCAAACGGCUGGGAUGCCGGGUGAUGGAUGGAGCGGCUCAUAUGCAAGUUCAGUGACCGUUGGCAAUAUGAUUAAAGCAAAGGCAAUAAAGCCAUUUUUGUUGAAAGAUUACUUGUUGGAUGACUUUAGUUCAUGUUCAUCAAAUGGAUUCAAAUCAUUUCCAAGAAGACAAUGUUGCGCCACUGUUCGAUUCCUCAUCGACAUUGACAAGAAAAACAUACCGCCACCGCCCCUUUUGAAGACCCCCUCAAAAUCUGCUUCGUCGACAGCUCUGAAUUCAGCUUUUCAAUGCGUCAUCAACGCCUUGAAACACCUCCCAUUCGCUCCCUCCGCCGCCGCCAAGUCGCUGACGGCGAUCCUCAAGAGAAGUUUUUGGAAGAGAACAAGUAGUCAUAAAGAAAUCGAAGGGUGGAAAUCACUUGAUCAUUUGGUGAAGAAGAAGCCUGGGCAGUUCAGUUCAACAAGUGAAAGCAAUGACAGUAAAAGUAAAACAACCAGCUUGUCGGAUAGUGAUAUUACUGCCUCAGACGAUUCUUUACAGUUUUCGAUUGAGGUGAGAAACAACGACGUAGCUGAGAAGAAGGUGGUUGCUGUAACAAACGACGCCGUAUCUAUGGACUCAACCACCAGUAGUGAGGCCAGUGCCAGUACCAACUCUAAUCAAACAAAGAUCACGCUAUAUGUGGAUUAUUAG